GCGGAGAAGGGGGCGUGGCCACGGAGCCGCUGGCGUCGGCGCCGGACGCGGGAAGCUGAAAAAUGACCACUGCUAACAAGACACCACCCGGUGCAGAUCCAAAGCAACUGGAAAGGACUGGAACUGUUCGAGAAAUUGGAUCACAAGCUGUUUGGUCACUUUCCUCUUGUAAACCAGGAUUUGGUGUGGAUCAGUUACGAGAUGAUAAUCUAGAAACGUACUGGCAGUCUGAUGGAUCACAGCCUCAUUUGGUGAACAUCCAAUUCAGGAGGAAAACAACAGUGAAAACGCUGUGUAUUUAUGCAGAUUAUAAAUCAGAUGAAAGCUACACUCCAAGUAAGAUCUCUGUCAGGGUAGGAAACAACUUCCACAAUCUACAGGAAAUCCGGCAACUUGAAUUAGUGGAACCAAGUGGUUGGAUUCACGUAGCCUUAACAGAUACUCAUAAGAAACCUAUCCGCACUUUUAUGAUUCAGAUUGCUGUUUUAGCCAAUCACCAAAAUGGAAGAGACACUCAUAUGCGGCAAAUCAAGGUGUAUACGCCAGUGGAAGAAAGUUCUAUUGGUAAAUUUCCUAGGUGUACAACAAUUGAUUUCAUGAUGUAUCGUUCAAUCAGGUAAACAAACUCAAUUUUGCAUUGUAUUUUUGUUUAAUUUUCAAAUAAAGACAUAAAAUCUUCUUGCACUGUCUAGUUCCUGGGUGUGGGUGGGUGCACUGCAGACAUCCUCAUGGAUGUAACUUCACAAUUGUUUAUUUUAUUUAUUGCUUUUCCUUUCUAGAAACAGAAGGGGGGAAACCUCAGAAGCUUCUUCAUUUGAUAAUUAUCUGUUAGUGUAUUUUAUUGUAUAAUUCCAUUAUUACAUUGGGUUCCCCCAAGAGUGUGUAAAUGGCUCUUUAAAGUGUGAUUAUGUAAUUUUGUUCAAUGUACAGGGAAGCUGAUGAAUAAAUUCAUGAACUUUGCCUUA
Messenger RNA from Lacerta agilis (Sand lizard), 965 nucleotides. RefSeq names its product anaphase promoting complex subunit 10 (gene ANAPC10). The record is from RefSeq and is a predicted model, not a curated record. NCBI's taxonomy places the organism in Eukaryota, Metazoa, Chordata, Lepidosauria, Squamata, Lacertidae. Gene Ontology annotation, cellular component: anaphase-promoting complex. The transcript has 5 exons. Gene Ontology annotation, biological process: protein K11-linked ubiquitination; anaphase-promoting complex-dependent catabolic process. The coding region runs from base 63 to 620 and encodes 185 amino acids.